Molecule: messenger RNA, 2699 nt
Organism: Oreochromis niloticus (Nile tilapia)
Lineage: Eukaryota; Metazoa; Chordata; Actinopteri; Cichliformes; Cichlidae
Exons: 2
Coding region: 9-2675 (888 amino acids)
Source: RefSeq, a predicted model, not a curated record
UGCAGCACAUGGCCAAAGAUUGUCCUAAAUUGGUGCAGUGCACAGAUUGUGGUAGUGAAAGACAUAUCACCGCACUACACCCCAAUCCUCGUCCUCAACAUGCAGAGAGCCUGGUAGCUAGUGAAGGGUAUGGCGGGGGGGAAAGAGAAGGAGAAGCAAAUGUGGCUGACGUGACAUCAAAAUGCACAGAAGUAUGCGGAGACUCAGUUGGUUCAAGGUCAUGCUCUAAGAUAUGUUUGGUCAGAGUGUAUCCUGCUGGACAACCAGAGAAAGCUGUUAAGAUGUAUGCUGUUCUAGACGAACAAAGCAAUCGCUCCUUGGCUAAAACAUACUUUUUUGACAUCUUCAACAUUGAGGGACAGCUUGAACCGUAUACACUGAAAACAUGCUCAGGUGUUGUGGAGAUAGCAGGGAGACGAGCCCGUGACUUCAUUUUGGAGUCCCUUGAUGGCACCACUCAGCUUUCCCUGCCUACUCUUAUUGAGUACGAUAUGAUACCUGAUGAUAGAAUGGAAAUCCCAUCCCCAGAAAUCACUCAUUACUACCCACAUCUGAAGGCAAUUAAGGGAAAAAUCCCAGAAAUUGAUCCAGAAGCUGACAUCCUCCUUCUCCUUGGCAGAGACAUUCUGCGUGUGCACAAAGUCAGAGAACAGCAUAAUGGUCUCCAUAAUGAGCCAUAUGCUCAGCGACUUGACCUUGGUUGGGUGAUCGUAGGGGAAGUGUGUCUGGGAGAAGUGCAUAAGACAUCCAACAUCCGUGUAUACAAGACCAACAUUCUACCAAAUGGACGAGCUUCACUCUUGAGUGCAUGUCCAAACAAUAUGCAAGUCAAAGAAAAGCUUUGUUGCUACACCUCAAACCUAAGUCUUCAAAGCUCUGCACAACACUUGGAAAGUAAGGAAAGUGAGUUUGCCAGUCAGGUGUUUCAAAGGACACAACGUGAUUACGUCCCUGCUAUGUCAAUCGAUGACGAGAGUUUCUUGAAGACAUUAGAUGAAAAAGUCUAUAAAGACAGUUACAAUACUUGGGUUGCCCCAUUACCUUUUCGGUCACCACGAAACCACCUUCCCAAUAACCGACCUCAAGCAUUAAAGCGUCUUGCAUCUCUUCGGAGAACUCUGGAGAAAAAACCACAAAUGAGGAAACACUUCAUCGAUUUCAUGCAAAGAAUGUUUGUUGAAAAGCAAGCAGAGCCGGCCCCUCCAUUAAAAGAAGGUGAGGAAAGGUGGUAUCUACCAAUAUUCGGGGUUUACCACCCGCAAAAACCCGACCAGAUAAGGGUAGUGUUCGAUUCAAGUGCCAAACAUGAAGGGAUUUCCCUCAAUGAUGUACUCCUGAGUGGACCCGACUUGAACAACACUCUCCUUGGGGUUCUGAUCCGCUUCCGCAGAGAACCUAUAGCAGUUACAGCGGAUGUGCAGCAGAUGUUCUACUGCUUCAAGGUCUGCGAGGAACACCGCAACUUUCUGAGGUUCUUAUGGUAUGAAAACAAUGAUCUCCAAAAAGCAGUGAAAGAGUUCCGAAUGACAGUACAUGUAUUUGGCAACAGUCCAUCACCAGCAGUUGCCAUUUACUGCCUCAGACGAGCUGCUAAGGAAGCAGAUGACUCCACUACCAGUGCAAGGGAGUUCAUCACACACAAUUUUUAUGUGGAUGAUGGACUUGCAUCUUUUCCUAAUGAAGCAGAAGCCACUAGUGUCCUGCGCACUGCCAAAGCGAUGCUAGCUAAAUCAAACAUUAAGCUACACAAGAUUGCAUCGAACAGCAGCAGUGUUAUGCAAGCAUUCCCACCAGAAGACUUGGCCAAGGAUUUGAAAGAUCUAGACCUAGGAGUGGAGUCACUACCUCUUCAGAGGAGUCUAGGUCUAAUUUGGAAUCUGGAGACAGACAACUUCACCUUCUGUUUGUCGAAGGAGGAGAAGCCCUUGACAAAAAGAGGGAUUUUGUCUGCAGUGAACAGUUUAUUUGACCCUUUGGGAUUUGUAGUGCCAGUCACAGUGGGAGGAAGACAUUUAGUGAGAAACCUCUCCGUUGAACAGUAUGACUGGGACACACCAUUGCCAGCUUCAAAACAAGAACACUGGAAACUGUGGAAAAACUCUAUGAAAGACUUAGAACAGCUCCAGAUUCCAAGACUAUAUGUUCCAGUGUCUUUGUCCACACAGACUCAGCACAGAGAGUUGUGCGUGUUUUCAGAUGCAUCAGUCAUGGCUAUAGUUGCUGUGGCUUACUUGAAAACAAUUUCUGCAACAGGAGAGAUCCAUGUGGGAUUUGUUAUGGCAAAGGCAAAGCUGGCCUCACACCCAGCACACACCGUGCCCCGUCUUGAGCUCUGUGCUGCGGUUUUGGCAACUGAAAUGGCGGUCUUCAUCCAAGAUGAAAUGGAUAUUGACAUUCAUUCUGUGACGUACUAUACUGACAGCAAGAUAGUACUGGGCUACAUAUAUAACACCUCACGCAGGUUUUAUGUCUAUGUGUCAAACAGGAUAGCACAGAUCACAAAGUCAUCUCGUCCAGAUCAGUGGCAUUACAUCACCACUGAAGAAAACCCAGCAGACCAUGGAACUCGGCCAACAACUGCUGCAGCUCUCAAAAGCACCAAUUGGUUCACUGGACCAUCAUUUCUAUUGAGUCCUUCUCAAGGACUUCUUCCGCAAAGUCAUUCCACUCAAUGACUUUGAACUGAUACAUCCGGAGGU